AGGCAGCGGCUGGGGCUGGGGCAGCCGCACAUGCUCACUGGCGGACGGGGCAUAUGCGGCGGACACCCCCCACCGGGGAGGAGCCACAGGCAGGCUGCCACCGAGCGCGGGGGGGCGAGGGGGGAGGAGGAGGAGCGGGGGGAUUAUAAGAGUCCGGGGCGCGCCCGAGGGACUCCGGACUUUAUGCGGCGCGGCUGCAAGUUGCGGAGCGCAGCGAGACUCGUGGGCAGCUCGGAGGCACGGAGCGGCGGGGAUGGCGGCCGCCACGGACCUGGAUCUGUAUUCUGGGUUCACCAUUGAAUUUCCUGAUAAUGGCACUGAUGAGCUUGGUUCCGGCCGUGACUACGGGGACUUCAAAGAGCCAUGCUUUGGGCAUGAAAAUGCUAAUUUCAACCGUAUCUUUUUGCCAGUCAUCUACUCCAUCAUCUUCCUGACCGGAAUCAUUGGCAACGGAUUGGUUAUCGUUGUCAUGGGCUACCAGAAGAAAUUAAGAAGCAUGACCGACAAAUACAGGUUGCACCUUUCAGUGGCUGACCUCCUGUUUGUCAUCACUUUGCCAUUCUGGUCUGUGGAUGCAGCUAUAAGCUGGUACUUCGGGAGCUUUCUGUGCAAGACAGUCCAUGUCAUUUACACUGUCAACCUAUACAGCAGUGUCCUGAUUUUGGCCUUCAUAAGUUUAGAUCGUUACCUGGCGAUAGUCCAUGCUACCAAUAGCCAGAGACCAAGAAAGCUGUUAGCUGAAAAGGUAGUGUACGUAGGCGUGUGGCUACCAGCCAUGCUUUUGACAGUGCCUGAUAUAAUCUUUGCCAGUACUAGUGAAGUAGAUGGAAGGUAUGUAUGUGAUCGCGUCUACCCUCAUGACAACUGGCUGAUUUCAUUCAGAUUUCAGCACAUUUUGGUAGGAUUUGUGUUGCCUGGUCUAAUAAUCCUGAUUUGCUACUGUAUUAUAAUUUCUAAGCUGUCACACUCCAAGGGUCACCAGAAGCGCAAAGCAUUGAAGACUACAGUCAUUCUCAUCCUUGCCUUUUUUGCCUGCUGGCUGCCUUACUACAUUGGCAUCAGCACAGACACCUUCAUCCUGCUUGGAGUCAUCAGGCAUGACUGCAGCUUUGAGACGAUAGUACACAAAUGGAUCUCUAUUACAGAAGCCAUAGCAUUUUUCCACUGUUGCCUGAAUCCGAUUCUUUAUGCCUUCUUGGGUGCCAAAUUCAAAACAUCAGCACAAAAUGCCUUGACAUCAGUUAGCAGAGGAUCGAGCCUUAAGAUCCUUUCCAAAGGCAAACGUGGGGGACAUUCUUCUGUUUCUACAGAGUCAGAGUCUUCAAGUUUUCAUUCCAGCUAACACAGUCUCCUCAUCAUUUUGUAAUAAAGAACAUUUUUUUAAAAAAGUUACACAAGAUUUCAGAAAAAACAAGACUGACCAUAAUGUACAGUUUUAUUUACGGUUGGAAUUUUAUAUUUUCUUUUAGUUUCUGUGAAGUUCAAUUGACUUAUUUAUAUAAACACUUUCUUGUUGAUGGCAAAGUGUCUAGGCAGGACCUGUGGACAAGUGGUUAGUUCAUGAAGUUUUAGUGCUUGUCUGGUUGUAUAGAUACGUGAACUAAACACUUUUAGAGUGUAGAAAGUUACUGUUUAAAAUUUAGAAAAUGUUUUUCUGUUGUUUGUAUGUAAAUGUUCCAAAUGUGUUCCUGUUAAAAAUUCUUUUGAUUGAUAUUCAAGAAUUCCCCCUCACCUCCCAAGCUGUUUGGUUUACAAUAGUUUAAUUCUGCUGUAGACAAUGUCACUUAUAACCAAAGCCUCUUCUGUCAAAUGUUAGAUUUUUUUUUUUUCCAAUUCUCAGUAAUGGAUUGGUUUGCAAAACUCUGCUGUGUAAGGUUGUUAAUAAAAGUACAUGAUAAAAAUA
Messenger RNA from Chelonia mydas (Green sea turtle), 1903 nucleotides. RefSeq names its product C-X-C motif chemokine receptor 4 (gene CXCR4). Gene Ontology annotation, cellular component: membrane. Gene Ontology annotation, biological process: brain development; chemotaxis; G protein-coupled receptor signaling pathway. Gene Ontology annotation, molecular function: cytokine binding; chemokine receptor activity. Bases 254 to 1342 code for a protein of 362 amino acids. The transcript is spliced from 2 exons. Lineage: Eukaryota; Metazoa; Chordata; Testudines; Cheloniidae. The record is from RefSeq and is a predicted model, not a curated record.